AUGUCCGAAAACUCGGGUCUCCCAGAAGGCUGGGAAGUGCGCCACUCCAAUUCCAAAAAUCUCCCCUAUUACUUCAACGCUUCCACCAAAGAGUCUCGCUGGGAACCACCAUCCGGAACCGACUCCAACAAACUAAAGACCUAUAUGGCAGCCCAUCACAGCGGUCCCUCCGGCAUCGCAGGCCUACCUGCAGAGGGCAAGAUUCGUUGCGCUCAUUUACUCGUCAAACACCGUGACAGCCGCCGACCCAGCAGCUGGCGCGAUAGUUUCAUUACGCGGACCAAGGAGGAAGCCAUCGAGAUUCUCCGUGGCCACGAACAGCGCAUCAAGUCUGGUGAAGUGCGUCUAGCUGAUAUUGCGAUCUCCGAAUCAGACUGCAGCUCUGCUCGCAAGAAAGGUGACUUGGGCUUCUUCGGCCGCGGCGAAAUGCAAAAAGAAUUCGAAGACGCUGCCUUCGCACUCCAACCGGGGGAGGUCAGCUCCAUUGUUGAGACGCAGUCCGGAGUUCAUCUGAUUGAGCGGUAUGUUGACCGUCCUGAGGACUGGUAUCAUCUGUACCCAGCCCAGCAGCUGCAGCAGAACUGA
This is a messenger RNA of Talaromyces amestolkiae, 585 nucleotides long. RefSeq lists its product as uncharacterized. Gene Ontology annotation, cellular component: cytosol; nucleus. Bases 1 to 585 code for a protein of 194 amino acids. NCBI's taxonomy places the organism in Eukaryota, Fungi, Ascomycota, Eurotiomycetes, Eurotiales, Trichocomaceae. Gene Ontology annotation, molecular function: protein binding; peptidyl-prolyl cis-trans isomerase activity. The record is from RefSeq and is a predicted model, not a curated record. The transcript is spliced from 3 exons.